Dunckerocampus dactyliophorus (ringed pipefish) is the source of this 995-nucleotide messenger RNA. It is a transcript of the gene tfpt, whose product is annotated as TCF3 (E2A) fusion partner. The transcript is spliced from 7 exons. Gene Ontology annotation, cellular component: Ino80 complex. NCBI's taxonomy places the organism in Eukaryota, Metazoa, Chordata, Actinopteri, Syngnathiformes, Syngnathidae. Gene Ontology annotation, biological process: apoptotic signaling pathway; apoptotic process; positive regulation of apoptotic process. Gene Ontology annotation, molecular function: DNA binding. Bases 307 to 921 code for a protein of 204 amino acids. The record is from RefSeq and is a predicted model, not a curated record.
GGAGCCGAAAGAGCCGGCUCUCUAAACAGAGCUGAAAUUCCCAUCACUAGUUCGAAGCAGGCGAGCUUCGAGGCUCAUGGGAAAUGAGGUCCUUUUGAACGUGUGACGUAUAAUGCCGUCGCCAGUUGCUUGUAAAUAGUCGCAGAACGGGGAACAAGAACUAGGAGAGACAAUGAAUGUUGAUUCAUUUACUACAGGGUGUUCGCAGGCGCAAAAUAAUUGAAGUUAGUGUUAUAGAAUGUCUUUAUGACGGCUUUUUUGAAGGCAUCCAUGUGCUCCGGUGACUUCGACUGAGCAUCAAUUAAAAUGGAAGAUUUCUCUGGUUUGGCCCUCCCUCCUCUAUUUGGGGGGCACAUCCUGGAAGCUGAACUGGAGCCUGGUGGUGUCGAGCUGGGACCUGGAGAGGAUUCUUGUCUUCAGGUGGAAUUGGGCCCAAGUGGCAGUGAGCUGCUGGAGAGCGCCGCCCCAGAGGACGAAGAGAGAAGAGUGCUGAAUAAGAGGAAAUACGUGACUCUCAGCAGACGAUGCAAAGAGAUUGAGCAGGUGAAUCAAAAGAUCCUCGGUCGCCUUCAUCAAGUCCAAAGACUGACACGACGUUUGAAGAAAGAAAGGCGGUUCCUCAUGAAGACCCUGGAUGCUCAUGGAGAUGACUACAGAAAUGCUCAGCUCACCAUACUGCUGGAGGAUGAGCCUGGAGCACCUUCAGAUCUCACCUCCGGCUCUGCAGAUGAUGUCAUCAACGGUGUGUCUGGUUCUACCACCUCAUCUCCCGCUUUCCAUCAUCCUCCUGCCUCCAAGAAGAGAAGACAUGUCAUGCCAAGGCAAGACAAGGACAAAGAUCAUCAAACUGAAGCAGACAUGUCAGCGCUGGCAGACGCACAGUUUGGAGAAAUGCCCAGUCCGACCUCACUAUCACAUUGACCACUGCCCUCCCCAGGACAUAUCAAUACAGAUACUGUAUACACACUGUAUACAUCAUCAUGUAUACUUUUUAC